Messenger RNA from Paralichthys olivaceus (Japanese flounder), 2646 nucleotides. It is a transcript of the gene tmem39a, whose product is annotated as transmembrane protein 39A. Gene Ontology annotation, cellular component: endoplasmic reticulum membrane. NCBI's taxonomy places the organism in Eukaryota, Metazoa, Chordata, Actinopteri, Pleuronectiformes, Paralichthyidae. Gene Ontology annotation, biological process: negative regulation of autophagosome maturation; negative regulation of autophagosome assembly. The record is from RefSeq and is a predicted model, not a curated record.
GUCGCGCACUGAUGACGUGUUUCACAGAGGCGGUGCGGGUCUGCCACGUCGGUCUCUGUGCAGCAUUGACGCUGUUGCUCCUCCAGCCCGGGGCUCAACUUUUAAACCCGUUUUAUUGCCUCUAACCCGGGACACCACCGCACCGAAGCACCGCCAGUGCCGCCGCGGCUCGUCUUCACGCCAGCGCAGCCGGGGACAGUGGAGCUGUGAGGCGGGGAAAUGCUCGGCGCUGCGCGGACUCCUCGUCUCACAACUGACUGAUGCAUCCUCGUCCAGCUCGCUCCUCUGUGUGUUCCCCAUGUUGUUGGCCUGUCGGUACAUGGUGGCUCUUUGAGGAGAAGGGGAGGAGUCCCAGCGGUGGUUGGUUGGUGGGUGGCGUCCACAGUUGCCACGGUAACUGGCGACCAUGCCAGGAGGUCGCAGGGGCCCCAGCAGACAGCAGCUGAGUCGCUCUGCUCUGCCGUCCCUGCAGACUCUGGUUGGAGGCAACCUGGGCAAUGGUACAGGCCUCAGGAACAGGAGCAGUAACUCGGUGGGUCUGUCGGCCCCACCUCUCUCGGCUCUCAUUACUCCAGAGCCUGUCCGCCAUUCCCGGAUCCCCGAGCUGCCGUUGGACAGUGGCCUGCUGUUUGAGUUACUGCUCUUUCUUUAUCUGCUGGUGGCCUUGUUUGUCCAGUACAUCAACAUCUACAGGACGGUGUGGUGGUACCCAUACAGCCACCCCGCUGCCUCUACCUCGCUCAACUUUCAUCUAAUGGACUAUCACCUGGCGAUCUUUAUCACAGUCAUGUUGGCCCGGAGGCUUGUUUGGACGAUAGUUUCAGAGGUGUCUCAGAGCAGCGGCGGAUCGCUGCUCCGCUAUGUGGUUCUUAUCGCGGCACGGCUCUGCCUGCUGACCAUGUGUGGCUGGGUGCUGUGCUGGACGCUGGUCAACCUCUGCAAGAACCACUCUGUGCUCAACCUCCUCUUCCUGGGAUACCCAUUCGGUGUGUACGUCCCGCUCUGCUGUUUCCAUCAGGAGGGAGGGAAAAGCCAAGCGGCGCCAACCGACUGCGAUUACCCAGCCGAUCACCAGACGACCGACCUAGCAGAGGCCCCGUUCUUUCGACCACGCGACUUCCUCUUCCUGUUGCGAGAGAACCUCCGAGAGCAGUUUUCCAGCUCGCCGCACAUGCCCACUCACACCUGCCCACCACAGACGCACUCGCACACACCUGAGUUGAUUCGAGCCGAGGUGGAGGAGCUGAAGAGCGACUUCAACCGUCGAAUCAAGGAGGUGCUCUUCAACUCGCUGUUCAGCGCUUACUAUGUCGCCUUCCUGCCUCUCUGCUUCGUCAAGAGCACCCAGUACUAUGACAUGCGUUGGUCGUGUGAGCAUCUGAUCAUGGUGUGGAUCAAUGCGUUUGUGAUGCUGAUGAGUCAGCUGCUGCCCCCCAGCUAUUGCGACCUGCUUCAUCGGUCGGCAGCUCACCUGGGCCGCUGGCAGAAACUGGAGCACGGCACGUACAGCAACGCACCUCAGCAUGUGUGGUCAGAAAGCACUAUUUGGCCUCAGGGGGUGUUGGUACGACACAGUCGAUCUCUGUAUAAAGCAGUUGGACCCUAUAAUGUUGCUCUGCCCUCUGAUGUUUCCCAUGCAAGGUUUUAUUUUCUCUUUCACAAGCCAUUGCGGAUCCUGAACCUGCUGAUCUGGAUCGAGUCGAGUGUGGUUUUGUACCAGUUAUACUCUCUGCUGCGCUCUGAGCGCUGGAACCACACGUUGUCUCUGGGCCUUAUUCUCUUCUGCAACUACUAUGUCCUUUUUAAACUGCUCCGAGACCGCAUCGUGCUGGGCAAAGCCUAUUCCUACCCUCUGUCCUCCACCACUUUGGGGCUCAAAUCACAGUAAAGGCUCCGCAGAGCAAGACCUCACCUACGGACUCUGGAUUUGGAGGGGAAACUGGAGGAGGUCUGGUACAGCGGAAGACUGGAGGGUCGUUUGGCACUCACGCCUGGAGGUUAAGGGACAGACUGUGAACUCAUAAUUGUGUUUUGAUACGGUUCUAUUUUUAAUGCAAUGUUUAUAUAUACCUAUUUAAAAGAAUAUUUUUAUUUUGUAUACUAUUUCGAGUUACGCCCGGGCAUUACCACACUGACAACAUUAGCAUGUUGUGUUAGGUGACAGGGAAGUCGGGGAAUGCCAGGAGGUGACUUUCACCAAAGAUAUUUUAAGUGCAGGUGGCCAAUGACAGACGACGUGGCCUCCGACAGUCAGUCAAACCAGAUGAGGAGUCGUGCCUGAUCCUGAAUCCUGAUUGGCCCUAAAUUCUGUUUCGACUUUGAGGCUCCCGAAUCUUAAAUCUGGAACCAGUUGCUGUCUGAGGAAGCAGGAUGAUUUGAUCAUUUCAGCAUUGCUGCAGUAAUUAUUGCUGAUCCUUUAGCCGAUGCUCUUAAAGGAAUAGUUUGACAACGUUGAAAAUAAGCUUAUUUACGAUCAGGCGAGGAGUGAGAAGAUUAAUGUGACUCAUGUCUGUGCUGGAAAUAUGAAGCUGGUGCCAGCUAAGCAUAAAGAGAGAAUGGAGAGACAGCUCUGUUCUGUCCAGUGGUUCUAAAAUCUACCUACCAGCAGCUCAAAACUUUUUAUAUCUCUUUUGUUUAACUUCAAAA